Messenger RNA from Opisthorchis viverrini, 450 nucleotides. RefSeq lists its product as hypothetical. The record is from RefSeq and is a predicted model, not a curated record. Bases 1 to 450 code for a protein of 149 amino acids. The transcript has 3 exons. NCBI's taxonomy places the organism in Eukaryota, Metazoa, Platyhelminthes, Trematoda, Opisthorchiida, Opisthorchiidae.
AUGUACGUGUGCUUCCAGGACUUGAUUCCCCAAGAUCAAGAACAAUCUCCAUUAACGAAGUACACUCAUUUGCAAACUAGUUUGGUUUUGCGGGAGACUCACCUAGAACCCAUCACAAACGAGAGAUUCAACUGCAUCCCAGAGCAAAGUCUUGCUUCAGAACAUGCCAUCUGCGGACAUAUCCCUUACAAUUCAAGAAGAAUCACUGGAGAUUGUGGAAUCCUUUACAUACCUCCGACGGGACAGUAUCCCGACUCUCCACUCAAGAAGAGUCUAGUGACGCGACGCUACAGCGCACCAGCUUUCCCUGUGAUAUUAAUUGUCCAAAGAGUUGGAUCUGUGUCAAUGGCGUUGAAUCUUUGCGCUGCAGCGCUUCGUCCUGCAAAAUCUCAACCAUUUAUGGAACUAAAAACUGCCUUCACUUCUGAUUUCGGGAUUCUUAGUCCUUAA